Messenger RNA from Aureobasidium namibiae CBS 147.97, 1533 nucleotides. RefSeq names its product MFS general substrate transporter. Gene Ontology annotation, molecular function: transmembrane transporter activity. Gene Ontology annotation, cellular component: membrane. The record is from RefSeq and is a predicted model, not a curated record. The coding region runs from base 1 to 1533 and encodes 510 amino acids. The transcript has a single exon. Gene Ontology annotation, biological process: transmembrane transport. Lineage: Eukaryota; Fungi; Ascomycota; Dothideomycetes; Dothideales; Saccotheciaceae.
AUGAAAGACGGAUCGCCACUUGAUGGGCAGAUUCAUCCUCCUACCCUCGACCUUGAGGAAGAAUCAGAAGAAGCCCGAUGGGAGAGAAAAGGACGAGAAAGGCCUGAGAAAUUUCAGACAACAGCACAGGAAGUUGGAUUUGUGUUCGCUGUGGUCAUGGCACAACUAAUGUCCGAGUUCUACGUCUCCGGCUUCAUCGUUCUGAUACCAACACUGGCCACUGAGCUCAAUAUACCGCCAGAAUCGACAACCUGGCCAGCGGGAGCUUUUUCGCUGGUUGUAUCGACGUUCCUACUUCCGCUUGGACGUAUUGCCGACAUGUAUGGAGCAUACCCUGUCUACGUUGGUGGAAUCAUCUGGACAGUCGUCUGGUCCAUUAUUGCAGGGUUCUCGACCAACGAAAUUAUGCUGGAUGUUUGUCGUGCCUUCCAAGGAUUUGGUCCAGCCGCAUUCCUUCCGGCAUCGAUGGCUUUACUCGGCACGAUAUACAGACCAGGUCCAAGAAAGAACCUUGUCUUUUCCAUCUACGGCGCUAUGGCUCCUUUGGGUUUCUUUGCCGGCAUUUUCUUCGCGGGUAUCUCUGCUCAAUUUGCUAACUGGAGAUGGUACUUCUGGAUUGGUGCUAUCAUCAGCGCAUUCAGCGGUCUUGCUGGAUUUUUGACCAUUCCAUCCGACACUGCUGAGAGACGGGCGAUGAACGUCAAGAUGGACUGGCUCGGCACUUUGACCAUCUCUGUUGGCAUUAUUCUGGUUGUUUUCGCGCUGACGGGAAGCUCUGGCGCACCACAUGAGUGGGGAACCAGCUACAUCGUUGCGACCAUGGUCAUUGGUGUUGUGUUUCUAGGUCUCUCGGUUUACGUGGAGGGGUGGGUCGCCGAAGCACCUCUUCUGCCACCAGAGCUGUUCAAGAUCAAGUACAUGAAGCCUCUCGUCCUGGCUCUGCUGCUCACCUACGGCGGCUGUGGUAUUUACCUGUUGUACGCAACAAACUACAUGAGCGAGAUCAUGAAUGGUUCUCCUAUGCAGCUCGUCGCGUGGUGGAGUCCAGCCGCUAUCGGAGGGUGCAUCAUUGCGACUGUUGGAGGAUUCAUACUCCACCUACUUCCUGGCACGAUACUCAUCGGGAUCGCUUCCGUCGCGUGGAUCAUAGCACCGUUGCUCUUUGCUCUCGUCCCCGUGGGCGGGCAGAACUUCUGGCCAUGGGUGUUCCCAGCCAUGGUUUGCUGCACGAUUGGCAUUGAUAUUACGUUCAACGUCACAAAUAUCUUCAUUACAACAAGUCUACCAUCGCGCCAGCAGGGACUCGCGGGUGCGCUGAUCAACGUGUUGUUGCAGCUCGGUAUUGCAGUUGCUCUCGGCCUAGCAGAUAUAACUGUAGCCGAGACAGCAGACCAAGGAGUAGCGAAGAAAUACAAGAACGCAUUCUGGCUUGAGGUUGGAUUGGCUGGUGCAGCACUGGUGGUCUUCCUUGGGUUCGUCAAGGUCGACAAGGCGAAGAGUCAAGCGACAGCGGACGAGAAGGUCCAAACAUGA